AAAAUAAUCACUGUGGAGAACCUUAUAAAGCGAGCGAAGCACACACACACACACACACACACACAUACGAGCUCGCACAUAGGGCUGUUGUUCAGGCUGGGGUCCUGAGAGCGGGGUUCAGAGCAGCCAGUGUCCCGUCUGGCAGGAAGCACUCUGCAUUCUCAGCGACGUGCCUUGAGUGGACAAAUCAUGCUGAUUGUGUGGGAGAGAAACCCAGUGCUGCUCGCAAGAUGAAGGCAGAGAGGGAGGCAUCAUGCAAAGAGACAGCCAUUCCUUCACCGUUUCUUCUCCUGUGGCUUUUUAUCUUUUCUUUGGCAGGUGUAUGUGGGGUGAACAUCAGCUGUCCGUCUCCUCUAGUGCGAGGUACACUAGGAGGCUCAGCUCUUCUCUCUGUGACCUACACCAGCACCAGCUCUGACCAGCCCGUUAUUAAGUGGCAGCUGAAGAGGGACAAACCUGUCACUGUGGUCCAGUCCAUUGGUACGGACAUCAUCGGGAACCUGAGGCCUGAGUACCGCGGACGAAUCCUCCUGUACGAGAACGGCUCGCUGCUCCUGCAUCACCUGCAGCUGUCAGACGAGGGCGCCUAUGAGGUGGAGAUCUCCAUCACUGAUGAUACCUUCACUGGGGAGCGAUACAUCAGCCUUACUGUGGAUGUUCCAGUGUCCAGGCCUUUUGUUCACAUGGUGGCCUCGUCCGUCCUAGAGCUGACUGAGUUCUUCAUAUUGAACUGCACUCACGAUAGUGGCACCAAACCCACCUAUAGCUGGCAGAAGGGCGGGAAAUCUUUGACCAAUGACUCACGUCUGCUCCUGUCACAUGACCAGAAGAUCCUGACCAUCUCCCGUGUUGUGAUAUCAGAUGAUGACGUCUACAGCUGUAGGGUGGAGAACCCCAUCAGCAGUAUGAAGAGCCUGCCUGUCAAACUCACUGUCUACAGACGGAGUUCUCUCUAUAUCAUCCUCUCCACGGGAGGCAUUUUCUUACUCAUCACCUUGGUGACUGUGUGCGCCUGUUGGAAACCCUCCAAAAAAAAAAGGCAAGAGCUUGCCAGACAGAGCAGACAAAAUGUAGCAGAGCAGAGCAACGGCAAUCAUGAGGUUGAUAUUGUGCCUGCUAGAAAUUACCAGAACCGUCGGCACCCAGGUGGACUAUAUGUCCUCAAAGAAACAGAUUUCCCUGAUGGAACAGACGAGUCUUCCUGUAAUUAUAUCAAUCCCAUUGAUCCCCUCAGCCCACCUUGUUAUCCCAGCAUGGCUCCACCUUCUGCACACUCUCCAGAUGCUUAUAUGCAUUCAGGAAGAAGAUACCCCCGUACCCCCGUCCCCUCUCCUCCAUCAACCCCUCAUCCGACUCUCACUCCACCACACAUGGGCAGCUUAACACGCAAACCCCACCCUCAGAGACUAAGCCCCCCACCUCCACAUGCAGAAGAACUUCCGAUUGAACCAGAAAACAAUAUGCACCACCACAGCCUCCCGCGAUGAGCAACACGAUAGAGAGUUUUGAAUGUAAAAUGUCAAGCAUAAUGUCAGAUUGUGAGACUAUGAGGACAUGGUAAUUUUAUUUAGUCAUUUUUUAUUAGUUAUCUUAUGUAAAUUUUAGUAUUUUAUGCUUUUCAAAAGUGGAUGAAUGGUGUACAGGACCAAAACUUGUAGUUGUAAAGUAAAAAACUAAUUUACCAGAGAAGUACACGGAUGUACUGGUUGGUUUAAUUGUUUUUGUAUACUAAUAGAAACAUUUGAGUUUUAUCAGAUUCAGCUGUGGUUUAUACCUUAAACUAAACCAAUAUAAUAUUUUAAAAAGAAAGAAAUACUGUUAUUCUGUUUAAUUUCAUCUAUAUUGAGCAUUAUUGGGAUCUCUUAGGAUUUACUGUAAAUAUUACUUUAUGUCAGUAUUAAAAUGAUUUUAUUCUUUU
Molecule: messenger RNA, 1918 nt
Organism: Onychostoma macrolepis
Lineage: Eukaryota; Metazoa; Chordata; Actinopteri; Cypriniformes; Cyprinidae
Gene: hepacama
Product: hepatic and glial cell adhesion molecule a
Exons: 7
Coding region: 231-1487 (418 amino acids)
Source: RefSeq, a predicted model, not a curated record